Molecule: messenger RNA, 606 nt
Organism: Mycena citricolor
Lineage: Eukaryota; Fungi; Basidiomycota; Agaricomycetes; Agaricales; Mycenaceae
Source: the annotation of a GenBank genome assembly
UCGUAACCUCAUCUGUGAAGCUGUCGAGCGCGACGAGCUCAAGGGACUCCUCGCAGCGCUCGCUCAGACUUGUCGAGUGUUUUUUCAGCCCGCGAUAGAAGCCCUAUGGGCCACCGUCGAGCUUGGGGAUUGGCUGAGAUACACGAUGCCAGAAGAUGUGUGGAAUGCGGGCUUGGGUUCCGGAAUGUCCAGAAUUUUGUCACCGCGGAGAGACAUCGUUUCCCAAGACUGGACACGCUCGGUUAUCUAUGGUCCUUGCAUCCGUGAUUUGACCUGCCCUUCCUCCGGAGGAUCCGCGCUCGAUGUUGCCCAAGCACUUGGUGCGAUCCUGAUCUGUCCACCUCCCGAGACGUGCCUUGUCUCGCUCCAAUCGCUCACGUGGCAUCAGAACAACCUUACGGCCAUGCGCCCGUUUCUCGGACCGAAGUUGACCAGCCUACACAUCUGGUCUCCCUGCUUAGAGGGGAAUACUGACGAAAACAUGGCAUUUCUAUCGGAGAUCUCGCAUCGAUUCUCCAAGACGAUGCGUGAUAUAGGCUUGCACUUCGAUACGUCUGACGAGGAAGGGCCCGCGGAUCUGCUCUCCUCCGCGUUCGCUCUGUACGA